ACUGCAAGGACCCAACUAAAGCUUAAAGGCCUGCUUCGUACAAAGUAGUUAUCCAUAUUACUUCUUCCCUUUCUUAGCCCGAUCCGACCCACCCAGUUCAUCUCUCGCUCUUUUCCUCCAAAGUAUUCCGGUGAAAGAUCGGAGCCCCGUUCGUCACUUCAGGGACAUGGAACAUCCAGAAAACGAGUCUCGUUCUGGUGGUGAACAAAGCCAAGGCAAGCCAGAUGAUGAGGAAGCUGGGGCUCGCCUCGAAGAAUUUAAGAAAUCAGUGGAGUUUAAAAUGACUCUUCGUCAGAGUAACCUAAAUCCUGAAAGUCCUGAGCCAAGUUUCCUCAGGACACUAGAUUCCAGCAUUAAGCGCAACACUGCAGUUAUUAAGAAACUGAAGCAGAUUAAUGAAGAACAGCGUGAAAGUUUAAUGGAUGAAUUGCGAAGUGUCAACUUAAGCAAAUUUGUUAGUGAAGCAGUGACCGCUAUCUGUGAAGCGAAGCUUAGAACAUCAGACAUCCAAGCAGCAGUCCAGAUCUGUUCUCUGCUCCAUCAGAGGUAUAAAGAUUUCUCCCCAAGUUUGGUUCAAGGGCUCCUAAAAAUCUUUUUUCCUGGAAAAACCCUGGAGGACCCAGAUGCUGAUAAGAAUUCAAGGGCCAUGAAGAAGCGCAGCUCGCUCAAACUCCUUUUGGAACUAUAUUUCGUUGGUGUGGUUGAUGAUUGUAGUGUUUUCGUCAAUAUUAUUAAGGAUCUUACGAGCAUGGAGCACCUAAAGGAUCGUGAUGCAGCUCAGACCAAUUUGUCCCUUCUUUCUAGUUUUGCUCGGCAAGCUAGAUUCUUUCUUGGACUUCCGCUGUCUGGACAAGAAAUUCUUGAAGAGUUUUACAAAGGACUUAACAUUACACCAGAGCAGAAGAAAUUUUUCAAAAAGGCUUUUCAUGUAUACUAUGAUGCAGCGGCAGAGCUUCUUCAGUCAGAGCAUACGUCACUGCGCCAAAUGGAGCACGAAAAUUCAAAAAUAUUAAAUGCAAAAGGCGAGCUAAGUGAGGAGACUGCAACUGCAUAUGAAAAGCUCCGGAAGUCGUAUGACCAUCUAUAUCGUGGUGUUUCUGCUUUAGCUGAAGCCCUUGACAUGCAACCUCCCGUGAUGCCAGAGGAUGCCCACACAACUAGGGUCACUACAGGGGAGGAUGCAUCAUCUCCUGGUCCUGGGAAAGAUUCUUCUACCCUUGAAGCAAUAUGGGAUGAUGAAGAUACAAGAGCUUUCUAUGAAUGCUUACCAGACCUCAGAGCAUUUGUUCCUGCAGUAUUAUUGGGAGAAUCAGAGUCCAAGGUGAAUGAUCAAUCUGCAAAGACACAUGAGCAAUCAAGUGAUUUGACUACUGAAUCGGACCAGCAGAUUGUUACACAAGAUAUUGCAGAGGUUUCUAUAGGUUCUGAAGUUUCACAGGAUUGCAAAAAUGAAAAAGGAAAGGAAAAGGAUGAUAGUAAUGAUAAAGAAAAAGCCAAAGAAUUAGAGAAAGGAAAAGAGAAGGAAGCUGAUCGAAAAGGUGAUGCUGAAAAAGAGAAACUUAAAAAUCCUGAAGGAACCAAUCUGGACGGUUUGUUGCAGAGGCUCCCAGGUUGUGUUAGCCGAGACCUAAUUGAUCAAUUGACGGUGGAGUUUUGCUACGUGAAUUCAAAAUCUAGUCGCAAAAAGCUCGUGAGGGCUUUAUUUAGUGUCCCCAGGACAUCUCUAGAGUUGCUCCCGUAUUAUUCGCGCAUGGUGGCUACUCUGUCGACUUGUAUGAAGGAUGUGUCUUCUAUGCUCAUACAGUUGUUGGAAGAAGAAUUUAACUUUUUGCUGAAUAAGAAGGAUCAAAUGAAUAUAGAAACUAAGAUCCGCAAUAUUCGGUUUAUCGGAGAACUCUGCAAAUUUAAAAUUGCACCUGCGGGCCUUGUUUUUAGCUGUCUAAAGGCAUGUUUGGAUGAUUUUACUCAUCAUAAUAUUGAUGUUGCUUGUAAUCUCCUUGAGACCUGUGGCCGUUUUCUUUACCGUUCACCUGAAACUGCUGUACGCAUGGCUAACAUGCUGGAGAUAUUGAUGCGCUUAAAGAAUGUGAAAAAUCUUGAUCCUCGUCACAGCACUCUUGUAGAGAAUGCUUAUUACUUGUGCAAGCCACCAGAAAGAUCUGCACGAGUCUCUAAAGUUCGUCCUCCAUUACAUCAGUAUAUUAGAAAACUUCUAUUCUCGGAUCUUGACAAGUCAUCAAUUGAACACGUGCUGAGACAACUUCGUAAACUACCAUGGAGUGAAUGUGAGCCCUAUCUUUUGAAAUGUUUCAUGAAGGUUCACAGGGGGAAGUAUGGUCAGAUACACUUGAUUGCUUCACUUACUGCUGGCUUGAGUAGAUAUCAUGAUGAAUUUGCUGUUUCUGUUGUUGAUGAGGUCUUGGAAGAAAUUAGGGUUGGCUUGGAGUUGAAUGAUUAUGGAAUGCAGCAACGGCGCAUUGCACACAUGCGUUUCUUGGGGGAAUUAUACAACUAUGAACAUGUGGAUUCCUCUGUCAUUUUUGACACACUUUACUUGAUUCUCGUUUUUGGCCACGGAACAGCUGAGGAAGAUGUAUUGGAUCCACCAGAAGAUUGUUUCCGUAUCAGGAUGGUUAUAACGCUUCUUGAAACAUGUGGACAUUAUUUUGAUCGAGGUUCCUCAAAGAGAAAGCUUGAUAGAUUCCUUAUUCACUUUCAGAGAUACAUAUUAAGCAAAGGAGCAGUGCCACUGGAUAUUGAGUUUGACUUGCAGGACUUAUUUGCAGACUUGCGUCCCAACAUGACCAGAUAUUCAUCUGUUGAAGAGUUAGAUGCAGCUCUCGCUGUACUUGAAGAGCAUGAACGUAAAAAUUUAAGUGAAAAAAAUAAUACUGAGAAACACUUGGACACAGAAAAAGUAUCUAGUGGACAAUUGGGGCGUAGUUCAGUUAAUGGACAAAUGCUUUCGGAUGGUGUCAAGGCAAAUGGCGAGGCACACGAAGAGGCAACAGAGGACACUGACACAGACUCUGGAAGUGACACAAUUGGUCCAGCUGGACACUAUGAUGAGGAAGAGCUGGAUGAAGAGAAUCACGAUGAGACUCAUGACAGUGAAGAGGACUACUCAGAUGGGGGUGAUAAUGCUUCUGAUGAAGAUGAUGAAGUCCGGGUUCGGCAGAAGAUUACGAAAGUGGAUCCUUUAGAAGAAGCUGACUUCGAUAGAGAAUUCAGAGCUCUGAUGCAGGAGAGCUUGGAGUCCCGUAAAUUGGAAUUGCGGGCUCGGCCAACUUUGAAUAUGAUGAUACCGAUGAACAUAUUUGAAGGACCUACGAAAGAUCAUCAUGGAAGAGGAGUGGAAGGUGAAAGUGGUGAUGAUACUUUGGAUGAAGAGGCAGGAGGAAGUAAGGAGGUUCGGGUUAAAGUUCUUGUAAAGCGUGGCAGCAAGCAGCAAACAAAAGAGAUGUUUAUACCCCGAGAUUCCACACUUGUGCAAAGUACCAAACAGAAAGAAGCUGCUGAGCUUGAGGAGAAGCAAGACAUCAAAAGGUUGGUUCUGGAGUAUAAUGAUAGAGAGGAGGAGGAGCUGAAUGGAUUAGGCAACCAACCAAAUAGCUGGAUUCAAAGUGGUGGUGGUAGAGCUUCUAGCCGAGGCCACGCAUGGGAUGGGCAUGGUGGGAGGGGUGCUGGAUCACGUCAUCGGUAUCAUCACCAUUCUGGGGGUGGGAUAUUUUAUAGCAGAAGAAGAUAAGGUUGACCAACACUUGGAAAGUAAAGAGACCAAAGAAGCUUGGGGAAGAACAUAUUCCCCCCGCCCCAAAGAAACCCUUCAACAUACUAAACCAGUACAUUCAGUUUAAUCCUUGUGGGAUGCUUGCCGUUGUUUGCGGAGGUAUCAUACAGGUCCUAAAUUAACUUUUGGUUCCUUCGAUGCAUAUUUUUAAGUCGGUGGUUCUAGCUUAUUAGUACAGGCAGGGUUGCAGAGUAAUAGAUAUAGGAGUUUGCAGAUUGGGAUCUGUCUGCUAAAAGCUUCACAAGAGUGAGCUGUCAGUGUUUAUCUAUGUAUAUAAGUUGUCAACAAGAAAGGAAAUUGAUCAGUGUGUAACAGUGUGUUAUGUUUGUGCAUGCAAAUUUCAGCUUUGUACUUGGAUCUUUCAGUAGUAAAUGGUACAGGAUUUCCAAGAAAAAGAUGGCCAAAUUACAAGAAGUCGUCAAAAUUACACCAGUACAGGACAAGGACAUCAAAUAUUACAUGCAUUGCAAUCUACUUUUUUGUUUGGAUUCGUAAUUUUGUCGAUGAACUAGUCUUUUCAUUUUUAUGGAAUGUGAACAAAUUGCUUCAGAGUUCAAUUUGAA
Molecule: messenger RNA, 4353 nt
Organism: Daucus carota subsp. sativus
Lineage: Eukaryota; Viridiplantae; Streptophyta; Magnoliopsida; Apiales; Apiaceae
Product: regulator of nonsense transcripts UPF2
Exons: 18
Coding region: 167-3748 (1193 amino acids)
Biological process (GO): nuclear-transcribed mRNA catabolic process, nonsense-mediated decay
Cellular component (GO): cytoplasm; exon-exon junction complex
Molecular function (GO): protein binding; RNA binding
Source: RefSeq, a predicted model, not a curated record